AACACAAGCUUUGUCUCCAUCUUUUAUUUUGGCGCCCCCUGUGCUCUUUUGAACUUAACAUUUUCCCUCCCAUCAAACUUUCUUCUUUCCCUCUCCUCUCUCUCUAAAUUCUCUCCCUCUGAGCUCAGUAGAUCUCUGGAAAUGGAGCAACAAAGAAACCAAAAGGCUGUUAAUCAACAACAACAUGAGGAUCAUGAAGAGGUGCAACAUGGGCCUUUCCCUGUUGAACAGCUUCAGGCGUCAGGCAUAGCUUCCCUUGACGUAAAGAAGCUUAAAGAUGCGGGUCUCUGCACAGUUGAAUCUGUUGCCUUUUCUCCCAGGAAAGAGCUUCUGCAAAUUAAAGGAAUCAGUGAAGCUAAAGUUGACAAAAUCAUCGAAGCAGCUUCCAAACUGGUGCCCCUGGGUUUUACUAGUGCUAGCCAACUCCAUGCUCAGAGGCAAGAGAUAAUUCAGAUAACAUCUGGGUCAAGAGAGCUUGACAAAAUUUUGGAAGGAGGGGUUGAGACAGGAUCUAUUACUGAAAUGUAUGGUGAGUUCCGCUCUGGAAAAACUCAGCUGUGCCACACGCUUUGCGUCACUUGCCAACUUCCAUUAGAUCAAGGAGGAGGUGAGGGAAAAGCAAUGUACAUAGAUGCAGAGGGCACAUUCAGGCCACAAAGACUCUUACAGAUAGCUGAUAGGUUUGGGCUGAAUGGCGCUGAUGUUUUGGAGAAUGUGGCUUAUGCUCGGGCAUAUAACACCGAUCAUCAAUCAAGGCUUUUGCUCGAAGCAGCUUCAAUGAUGGUGGAAACAAGGUUUGCUCUUAUGAUAGUAGACAGUGCUACUGCUCUAUACAGAACAGAUUUUUCUGGAAGGGGAGAGCUUUCAGCUCGGCAGAUGCAUCUAGCAAAGUUCCUUAGGAGCCUUCAGAAGUUAGCAGAUGAGUUCGGUGUGGCUGUUGUCAUUACAAACCAAGUAGUUGCACAAGUUGAUGGUUCUGCUAUUUUUGCUGGACCUCAAAUCAAGCCUAUUGGUGGUAACAUCAUGGCUCAUGCUUCUACAACAAGGCUUGCUCUUCGGAAGGGAAGAGGGGAGGAGCGCAUCUGUAAAGUAAUAAGUUCUCCUUGUUUAGCUGAAGCUGAAGCACGGUUCCAGAUCUCUGCUGAAGGCGUCACUGAUGUCAAGGACUGAUCUAUUUUAGUUAUCAUCUCCUGGGAACUUUUUGAGGGGCUGGUUGACAGGACGGUUUUGUACUUCACAUAUCGGUAGAACUGCAAGAAGGAAUGUCAUGUCACGUCAAAGUAAUUUUUUGGUUUCCAAUAGGAACGUUCAAAUUUUAAGAGCUGUAAUGAAGACAUGCAGGUCUUUUGAUGUUUGCUAACCGUUCUCUUUCACUGGUCUCAUGUUUUCUGUAAUUGUAGUGUAUUCUAUUGUAUCACAUCAAUUUCUUCAACAUUUCAAGUGAUAUUUACAUUCAAUCAGAGUGCUUUUCAUUGUAA
This is a messenger RNA of Populus trichocarpa (black cottonwood), 1478 nucleotides long. Its product is annotated as DNA repair protein RAD51 homolog. NCBI's taxonomy places the organism in Eukaryota, Viridiplantae, Streptophyta, Magnoliopsida, Malpighiales, Salicaceae. The record is from RefSeq and is a predicted model, not a curated record. Bases 142 to 1170 code for a protein of 342 amino acids. The transcript is spliced from 9 exons. Gene Ontology annotation, cellular component: condensed nuclear chromosome. Gene Ontology annotation, biological process: DNA recombinase assembly; chromosome organization involved in meiotic cell cycle; DNA strand invasion. Gene Ontology annotation, molecular function: ATP-dependent DNA damage sensor activity; DNA strand exchange activity; ATP binding.